Molecule: messenger RNA, 1009 nt
Organism: Pocillopora verrucosa
Lineage: Eukaryota; Metazoa; Cnidaria; Anthozoa; Scleractinia; Pocilloporidae
Source: RefSeq, a predicted model, not a curated record
GUUUCUCCAGCGUACAAAGCUGUUUUUUCCUUUCUGCCAAAUCUGUUUUGCAUCUACUACUGCUAGAGGUAGAAGCGACAGCGUUCAGUGGAAGGAUGAUACGCUAUGCUCUUUCAAUGUUCAUAUUGGUGUGCAGUCAUGCAACGCUGUCCAGUGCUGAGAACUCUCUAGAGGAGAUGCUGUUACAGUAUGAAGAAUAUAUGAACGUGAACCCUGACGAGGAGAUUCAAGAUUCAGUGAUACCGCUGACAUCACUUAUUGAUAAGAGGACUCUGCAAGCAAAAGCCGGGAAAAAGGAGACGGUCCUAGCAGAACUCCUAGAACCAGCAUACAGAGAGCAGAUCCAAGCAAUACCGCUGGUACCAUUGUCAGGAGAGGAGACUCUGAAAGCUUCAGACGAGGAAAAGGAGAGGCUCCAAGCAAGAUUCCUGACACCAGGACACAAAAAAAGUGCAUCCAUCAGAGUCAACGAAGACGAGCAGAUCCAAGAUCUGGAAGAAGUCAGGAGGAAGAAGAGUAUCGUAUCAAAAUGGCUAAAUCCAGGACACAAAAAAAUUCAAGAGGUGAAUGGCAUAUUGGUUAGGAGUGACUGGAUCCUGGAUCCUAAGAAAGUAUCCAUCACAAUCAACGAGGACGAGUAGAUCCCAUUUAUCCUUAAAUUCUAUGCUUCAGUGCAAAAAAUCUCAAUGUCAAAGGCAUGAACUUGCCUUGUAUAGAAUAGUUUAGACUUUAUUUGUUGUUUUCAAGGGAGGAAGCAAAGAUGCGAGUUGCGCGCGAGUGGAGAAGCGCGAAAAUGACUUCUCAGAAAAUGUACAUCUGUUCUGAAUACAUUAACGGAGUGACGUCGUGUAAAUCAUGUGUAAGUAUGAGUUACCGUUUCAGUGACAUAUAUCACACAACGGCAUAGAAUCAGUGUAAAGAGGGUCCAAAAGCAUAAAAUAAAAUUGCAAUUUUUGAGCUCUCGUAUUUUGCUAUAGUAGUUUUUCAUCCGAGAUUACAUAAAAGAAUA